Messenger RNA from Cololabis saira (Pacific saury), 2297 nucleotides. Its product is annotated as myeloid-associated differentiation marker homolog. The transcript has 2 exons. Gene Ontology annotation, cellular component: membrane. The coding region runs from base 217 to 1053 and encodes 278 amino acids. The record is from RefSeq and is a predicted model, not a curated record. NCBI's taxonomy places the organism in Eukaryota, Metazoa, Chordata, Actinopteri, Beloniformes, Belonidae.
GAGGAAGGUCCAAUAGGGUGGUGAUAAGGGAGCGCUCAAAAGCCCCACCUUCAGCCGACUUCCAGCCUAGGCCGCAAUCAGAUGACAAUAACUAACAAAGGCAGCAGCUGGAAAAUAUUAUCAAAAUCAGCAACGGCAGAGGAGACGAGCUGCAGAGGAGAAGGGGUUUUAUGAAGUUAAAGGAGCUACAUUGAACCACAUUAAACUGACCGCAGGAUGGUUACUCUGGACGUCAAGACACUGACGGUGCCCGUGGGCAUUGUGCGGAUACUAGAGGUUGUCUUCACCUGUGUCUCCUUCGGCUUAGUGUUUUCAGUGGGUACCACAACAGACUCUUUCUGGAUAUGGUGCAUAUUCAGCUGGUGCUUCUGCUUCUGCGUCACCUUGCAGAUUAUUUUCCUGGAAUUCACAAGUCUCAGCUCAAAGUUACCCAUAUCCUGGGAGGAUUUCACCACAGCCUUUGCCAUGUUGGCGACCCUAAUGGUGUUUACAGCAUCCAUCAUCUACUCUGUUUUAUUCACUUGUUCUUCCUGCGGCGUACAAAUCGGCGCCAGCAUUACUUCCUUUCUCACCUUCAUCCUGUAUGCUGUUGAGGUUGGACUGACGAGGGCCAAAGAGGGUGAGAUCAGUGGAUUUCUUUCAACAGUACCCGGCCUUCUCAAGGUUCUGGAGGCCUUUGUGGCAUGCAUCAUCUUCACCUGUGUGUCCUACCUCCGUUACUCAUUAUAUCCAGGGCUCCAGUGGUGCGUUGCGGUCUACUCCAUUUGUUUUAUUUUUUCCCUCCUUGUAAUUAUUUGUACCAUUGGCCGCCUGCUGUUUAUCUUCCCUAAACAAGUCCUGAUUGUGUGCAAUGUGCUGGCAGUGCUGAUGUACUUCACAGCGUUGAUCAUCUGGCCACUGUACAGCUUUAAGGAACCCAGACCAUACUGUCCAAGCAUUAGACAUUGUCCAUGGAACUUGCUAGUCGUUGUCACUUUCCUGACCAGUGUUAACCUUGGGGCUUAUAUCGCGGAUACGGUUUAUUCUUUCAGACUAGUUUUCAUUGGAACAUAACCAUGAGCAACAUAAGCAUGUCCUGUUUGCUGAUUUGAUCUGAAUAUGAAGAACUUUCUGUGGUGAUUUUGCUUAAUUUGAAAGCAAGAUAAAGUGGGAGUAUCCCAUAUUUUACUUGCAUCCACAAAUAAAAUCUUCUUCCCCUUUCUGCCCCUCUCUGAUUUACAUGUCUUCCUUAUCACUUCUGUUAUUUCAGUACAGCAGUUAUUACGAUGCACUAUGGUUGAAUAAAUCAGUUACAAUGUCGGUAUGUGAAAAUCCCUCCUGGCCCCCCGUGUCAGCUUGAAAUAAAAUGUAAUAAAAGUGUUGUGCACAUGACAAUAGUGGAGCUUUUUUUUAGUGCCUCAGAGACAAAUUACAAUUGUGUCAGAAUGAAUGAAGCUUGAUUUUAUUUUUAUUUUUUAAGCUUGAUUUAAGUGUUUCAUUUCAUGAUCUUAUUGGAAAAUGUCUGCAAAGUUGUGUCAAAGUAUAAAAAGCAUGAAAUGCACAUUUUUCUCUUUUUAUUGAUUCUUUUUCUUUUCUUUUCUUUUUAGUAGGCACUGUUAAAAAGGCCGAUGGUGUGAUCACAGAGUGGUGAAUUAACAGUGGGGGAUUCCUCAGUGUUUAUUCACAUAAAUAUUUGCUCUUGAAUAUGUUCAGAUUAUGUCAUUUUAACCGAUGCAGGAUGUCUGGACUUGUUUAUUUGCAUUCACCGUUCAACGAUGUCUUUGAGACAGCAGAGGGGGGGUGGUUAGUACUACUGCCACACCGUAACAAGGGUCCAGUUUGAAUCUGGGGCGGGGAUCUCUCUCUAUAGUGCGUUUGCGUCUUUUAUGUGUGUAUGUGUUUUUUUUCAAGGUAUUCCAAAAACGUGCAUGUUAGGUGACUUUAAACUGACCAUAAGUGUGAAUGUGCAAUGUUGUUUGUCUCUUUGACCACAAUUAGACCUCACAUUAAAAUGUUUCUCAGUGGCUAACAUAACAACCAAGGUCUGAAGGUGUUCCAGGACUGAUUCCAGUCCCGUCACUCGAGAUGCAUUUGAAGUUACUCUGGGACACUUGUAUCAAGAUUAUGUUCAAACAAAGCAUCCUGGUACAGAUUCAGAGAAUGCCUAAUGACUUACUGUUGUGUUGUAGACAAAUGACCUCAAUAAAGCUUCUCACUUCAUGUUUGUGCCAGAUGUCUCCUUUUAUUGUAGGCCUAUUCACCCUGAUUUUUGUUGAAUGUACAAUAUAAUGAAUAAAGUUUGACGAAAUUAUAUUUGA